Molecule: messenger RNA, 7713 nt
Organism: Sardina pilchardus (European sardine)
Lineage: Eukaryota; Metazoa; Chordata; Actinopteri; Clupeiformes; Clupeidae
Gene: shprh
Product: SNF2 histone linker PHD RING helicase
Exons: 30
Coding region: 629-5668 (1679 amino acids)
Biological process (GO): DNA damage response; protein polyubiquitination; nucleosome assembly
Cellular component (GO): nucleus; nucleosome
Molecular function (GO): DNA binding; ATP binding; ATP-dependent chromatin remodeler activity
Source: RefSeq, a predicted model, not a curated record
GAAUGCAUGGAUUCGAAAUCAUAACAAAGAAGUAGCUUGCUCAAUAUAAACAACUCAACAUCAUUUCUCACCAGGGUUAGCGAAGAAGUGGCUACGGAUGUGGAUUAAAAAUGAUAUGUAACUGUAAAUAUGAUGCAUCUAGCCCGUGAAUAGCAUAGCAUUUCAAAGAAGUGGGCUAGUUACAGACACCGAGGCUGGCAAAUGUAGCUAGUUCGUUAGCCAGACUAACCUAGAAUAACUCAGUAACGUUCCUAACAAAUCAGUGAGCUAACUUUGGAUAGUAUUGGGCUAAUGCAUGCACGUAUUUGUGUACUAUCAGGGGUUGUUGGAUGGAUGUUGUUAAUGGAUAUCCAUAGUUUUCCAGCUGCGAUGGAAGUCUCACGUUUCAGUCGCUUUUCGAUAGUUAGAAACUGCUGACAGUUACCACAGGUGGGAUGCUGGAACACGAUACACACCUGUAUCUGCGGAACUUUCAUUCCCUAACAGACCAAAUGUGGCUGUGAAAUGCAUUGGGAUUCUGAUCCUGAUUCUGAAACAUUAGAAAUUCUGUUAGAACGUGCAAUGAUUGAAACUACUCUGGAGGAAAGUUUCGUAAACACCUUUUCAGUCACCUCAUAAAAAUAUCAUCAUGAGUAAUAAAAGGAAAAGAGCACCACCAGUCAAGGUGGAUGACGAUGCAAAGAAGAAACUGAACUGGAAUAUGCAUGAGGACCGGAGGAACGAGGUAGAGUCUGAGUUGUCGACACAGGGUUCCGAUGUCAUUGCAGAAUGUUUACCCCUCCCCAUUGAGGAACCUAGUUGUUCGAAAUCUUUUUGCGUUAUUGUUGAAGAGCCAGACAAGUCAGAGGUACCCCUCUCUGAGGACGCCCUCAUCGGUUCCAGUUGUUUUCCCUCUAUAAGUGAAGAAGUUCCUGGCCCUAGCAUCACACCUCGAAUCAGGCCUGGUUCGGAGUCGGGUAGCGCAACCAAGAGUGUCACAAAUUAUUCUGUUGUCCUACCCCUAAUUAACUGCAAGUUGGAUGAGGCCUGGUAUGUACUGAUCGGAGAAUUUAAUCUCCGUGCCCAGUCCCCAUUAGUAGUGGAGGAUAGUCAAAAGUGGACACUUCAGAGGACUGGUGGCAGGCUGUGCUUGUGUGCGUCUGGUGCUCAGGAGGAUGAGUCCUUUGAUGUGGAGGUACAGAGCCCGGAGUUCGUGUGCCCAGUGGAAGGAUCUUUGGGCAGGUUAGAGUUGGAGGAGUUGGACUGGCUUCAGAAGAGGAGAAUCGUCCAGCUCGGUGUCAAGCCUGAUGAGGAAUAUAUUAAGCUGCCAGUCUAUUUGCUGGAGGCUGGAUUAAGCCAUCCUGAGCUCCUCAGUGAAGGCAGUGGCCGCAUGAAGAAGGCAAACCAGCUGAUCCAGAAACUCAUGGAGCACUUUUAUGACUUCAUCAUUCCAGAGGUGAUGGAGGAUGAGCAGGAUGACGACGACGUAGACCUCGAGCGGCAGAACGUGGAGGAGCUGUACGACAGCGUGCGCCAUCAGCACCAGCGUGGGGUGGAGGGCGAGGGCUUGGACGUGCAGCACGAGGCCCUGGUGCCUGUGCUGAGACCCUACCAGAGUCAGGCGGUCAACUGGAUGCUCAAAAGGGAGAAGUACAACAGCGGUGCCUCUGAAGCAGAUAAACCAUCAUUACAUUUCCUUUGGCGUGAGAUUGUGACUCUGUGUGGAAAGAAACUGCACUACAACAUCUACUCAGGCUGUUUGAUCCUGGAGUUUCCUCAGGCUGGGACAGACUGGCCAGGGGGUAUCCUGGCGGACGAGAUGGGUCUGGGGAAGACUGUGGAAGUGCUGGCUCUCAUUUUGUUCCAUGCAAGGCAGGGCCUGGAGAACAGCGCCCCCUGUCUGCCUGAGGGAGUGAAAGUAAACUACUUUGUGCCUCCACCACCGCCGGAGAAGGAAAAUGGCACACCACGCAAGCGUGAGCCCCAACCCAAGGAGAGAAUCUCUUACCCUGCUGUUCGUGUGAUGAUUCUCACUGCCAUCAAAGAGAUGAAGGUGGGUAAAGGAGCCUCUAUCAAUGCCAUCUUUGGCUAUCUUCGCACGAUGUUCAGGUACGACCCCAUAAAGAACCGCAGUCACAUCAAGAAGAGCCUCGCCAAACUCAUCAGCGAGGAGCUCGUGGAGCAGGUCAAAGGUCGAGGCCUGGCAGGGUCCUUCAAGUUUGGGAAGAAGUACAAGGACACACAGAAGAAGACACCGGUCAAGCAAAAGCCUCAGAGCUCCGAUGGGGAUGUCGCUCCUCGGAGAACAUCACGCAGACGUUCUACUCACGUCUACUCAGAUGCUGUGGUGACCUCUGACCUCCCCGGAGAUCUGGACACAGACACAGCGCCAGAUGCUCAGGAAACCAAAAAGGAGAAAGACCCCAGUGUCCCCCCACCAGAGAGCACUGAAGACCAGCUCCCUGAGGAGGAGGAGGAGAAGGAGGAGAAGAAGGAGGAGGAUGAGGAGCAGGUGGAGAAACCUGAAGAGAGUUGUCCACCCCCCCAUGAAGAAUUGAAGGACCUCCCACCCCCUGCCUCUGUUCCUGAGCCAGACUACCACUUUGAGUGCAUCUGCGGGGAGACAGGUCUGCUGGACUACAAGGCUCGUGUCCAGUGCCUGCACUGUCUGCUGUGGCAGCACGCGGACUGCGUCAACUACAAGCAGGAGAGCCAGGACACCACGCCGUUCUACUGCCCGCACUGCCUGGUGGCCAUGCCGCCCGUGCACACCGGCGCCACCCUCAUCAUCUCGCCCAGCUCCAUCUGCCACCAGUGGGUGGAGGAGAUCAGCCGCCACAUCCGCUCCUCCUCGCUACGAGUGCUGGUGUACCAAGGUGUAAAACGGCACGGCUUCAUCCAGCCGCAUGUGCUGGCCGAGCAGGAAGUGGUCAUCACCACGUACGACGUGCUGCGCUCCGAGCUCAACUACGUGGACCUGCCCCACAGCAACAGCGAGGACGGCCGCCGCUUCCGCACGCACAAGCGCUACAUGGCCGUGCCCAGCCCCCUGGUGGCCGUGGAGUGGUGGCGCGUCUGCCUGGACGAGGCUCAGAUGGUGGAGUGCACCACCGCUAAGGCUGCUGAGAUGGCUCUGCGUCUGUCCUCUAUCAACCGCUGGUGCGUGAGUGGGACACCUGUGCAGAGGGGAUUAGAAGAUCUGUACGGUCUGGUGCUGUUUCUGGGUGUUGACCCGUACUGGGUGAAGCACUGGUGGGACCAGCUGCUGUAUCGCCCCUAUCGCCGCGGCAACACCGAGCCCCUCUACAACCUCAUGGGCCGCUUGCUGUGGCGCUCCGCUAAGAAGGACGUCAUCGACCAGAUCCAGAUCCCCCCUCAGACGGAGGAGAUCCACUGGCUGCGCUUCUCGCCGGUGGAGAGCCACUUCUACCAGCGCCAGCACGAGGUCUGCUCCCAGGACGCCCUGCACAAGCUGCGCAAGAUCUCCGACUGGUCGCUGCGCCUCAGCAGCCUGGACCGCCGCACGGUCAGCACCAUCCUGUGCCCGCUGCUGCGUCUGCGCCAGGCCUGCUGCCACCCGCAGGCCGUCCGCGGAGAGUUCCUGCCUUUCCAGAAGAGCACCAUGACCAUGGAGGAGCUGCUCAAGUCCCUGCAGAAAAAGUGUCGUGUGGAGUGUGAGGAGGCCCACAGGCAGCUGGUGUGUGCCCUCAAUGGCCUGGCUGGUAUUCACAUCAUCAGAGAUGAGUUUGUGGAGGCGGUAGAAAUGUACAGAGAGGUGCUACGGUCAUCAGAGGAACAUAAAGGCCGACUGAAAACAGACUCCUUACAGAGACUUCAUGCCACACACAACCUGAUGGAGCUGCUCAGUGCAAAGCAUGAUGGGAUACCUCCAACCCUUCGGGAUGACCGACUAAAAGAAGAGGCAGAACAGCUGAGGCAGCACUACAUGACCAAAUCGAACUCCGAGGUGUCAGAAGCUCAGCAGAACCUGCAGCCCGUGGUCCAGAACAUCAAAGAACUCAAACGCAAAGUUAACCUGCGUUCCCCCUGGUGGAUGGAGGUUAUAGCGCAGGCCAUUGAGUACUCCAUAGAUGACGACUUGGUGGGACGCAUCCAGAAUGAGCUCACCUGCAGCUACAAGCAGGAGGCCAACAAGCUGUCCAUGGCAGACAAGUUCCGAGACGGCCGCGGCCUGCAGUUUCUGCUCACCACCCAGAUGGACGACCUGCUCAAGUCUCAGAAGGUGGUGCAGGACGCGGUCAAGAAGCUGGAAGGCGCGCCCUCACAGGCCAUCAUCGAGGAGGCCACCAUGUGUCAUCUCAGGCCCGUCCGCCUGCCACUCAACAACUGUGUUUUCUGCAAGGCUGAUGAGCUCUUCACUGACUACGAGUCGAAGUUGUUCUCUCACACGGUCAAAGGUCAGACGGCCAUCUUUGAGGAGAUGAUCGAGGACGAGGAGGGCCUGGUGGACGACCGCCUGCCCACCACCAGCCGCGGCCUGUGGGCGGCCAGCGAGACGGAGAGAGCCCUCAAGGCCAUCCUGGCGUUCGCCCGCGCCCGCCGUCUAGACGCCCAGCUGCUGGAGGAGGCCAGCACCUUCAUGGAGCUCUUCGAGUCCUGGAAGAAGGAGUACAAGGUGCUGCACGAGUACUGGAUGACCCUGCGGGACCACGUGUCGGCCAUUGAUGAGCUGGGCAUGGCCACCGAGAGGCUGCGCGUGCGGCUGCCCGACGAGCCCAAACAGAAGGUCCUGCACAUCAUAGAACCACACGAGGUGGAUCAGAACCGAGUGAAGCUGCUGAACGACCGGGCCGUGGCCAGAUCCCAGCUGCAGAAGAAGCUCGGCCAGCUCCUCUACCUCACCAACCUCGAGAAGUCUCAGGAUAAAGCAACAGGAGGGCUCAACCCAGAGCCAUGUCCCAUCUGUGCCCGCUCCCUUGGACAGGAGUGGGCCGUGCUGACCUGCGGCCACUGCUUCUGUAACGAGUGCAUCGCCAUCAUCAUGGAGCAGUACAGCGUGGGCUCGCGCCGCCGGGCCAUCAAGUGUGCCAUCUGCAGACAGACCACCUCCCACACCGACAUCUCCUACGUGUUCACCACCCAGAACAACGGCACCGGGGAGGACAUCCCCGUCAAGGGCAGUCACUCCACCAAGGUGGAAGCUGUGGUCAGAGUCCUGAAGAAGAUUCAGAUGACGGACCCGGGCGCCAAGUCCUUGGUGUUCUCCACGUGGCAGGGGGUGCUGGACAUCAUCGCCAAAGCGCUUUUUGACAACAACAUGGAGUUCUCCCAGAUCAAUGGCAUCCACAAUUUUCAGAAAAACCUGUGUUCGUUCAAGUACGAGGAGAAGGUCAACAUCCUGCUGCUACCACUCCACACCGGCUCCAACGGGCUCAACAUCAUCGAGGCCACUCAUGUGGUAUUGGUGGAGCCCAUACUAAAUCCCGCCCAUCAGCUGCAGGCUAUUGGCCGCGUGCACCGCAUUGGCCAGACAAAACCCACCUUUGUGCACAGGUUCCUCAUCAGGUCAACCAUAGAGGAGAAGAUGCAGGCCAUGCUGAAGACUGUUGAGAAAAGCCACACCGCCGCCGCCACCAUGAAGCACUCGGAAGCGUCCGUCUUCACCGUGGCUGACCUGGCGGAGCUCUUCACGGAGGAUACAGAGGACCGCGAGAGCCUGGAGGACUGAAGGAAAGACAAAAGAGAGAGAGAGAGAGAGAGGGAGAGGAAGAGGAAGAGGGAGAGGCAGGGUGCAAUGGAUGAAAGAUGGAUGAAAGAAAAAAAAUUGUGAAUGAUGAUCAAAGUGCCAAGGAAGUGUCUUUGUAGUGCCAGGGCAUGAAAAGGGCAUUUUAUGAGAGGAGUCUCUCCUGACGCUCUGGCUAUGUAAAACUCACCUGUCCUCCUCUGAGACAUUUUGCUAUUUAUUCCAGAUCAGUUUCAUCAUUCAUAUUCCACAUGCUCCCUCAUUCACUGGUGUGUUGAGUGUAGAGGGAUCUCAUUCAGUAGAUCUCUAUCGGUGCUGUAUUUCAGAGCAAUUUUGUCUGUUCAUGCGCUUAUUUUCAGCUGGGCUUGGUUGUAUAUAAGACUUCCCUCGGUCACCUCAGGUCACCUUUCCCCGAUGUCCUGAAAUCUCAGACUCUCACACACAAAAGGAGGAUCAAGGCUUUUGGAAAGAAAACGGGUUGUAGUCAUUUUGGAGAACACGGACCAAGUAAGCUGCCCUUAACUAAUGAAACAUAGACCAAAUCAGAUUAUCAGACCUGCUUGUGAUCACUUCUCCUCCAAGACUGGGGCACAGAGGGAGAUGAGCUGAUGAGCCUGGGUUCACUCUCUUGCUUCAUCACUCCAAAGACUUACAGGAAAAAAAACAAGAGCCUCAGAUAAUCUUUUUAGAAAGAUUAUGUAAAUGACCGAAAAGUGAUAAUAAAAAUGAGGAAAAGAAACAAACAACUCCAUACAGGGCUGUACAUUAACUUUUUUUUGCGACUGGUGCUACAGAGGUUGAUAGAUUUGUAGCACAAACUGAAAAAUCUCUAGCAUUGGUAUGUAGUUGCAAACAUCUACGCUCUAGAAAACAAUUUGCCACCGGCGCUAAGCUGGUAAAUCUUCCAUAGCACAGGCUGAUUUUCUUGUGGAAGCCCUGGCAAACAAAGGUCUUGAUAGGCAGUGUCUAUCCUCUUUAUCUUCAGAGGACAGAUAUCGGCUCCCGUUGAGAGAGUGACAUCAGUAAACAGAGAGGUAUGUUGGAGUCUCAUGGUGUGUGUGUCUGUGUGUGUCUCUGUGUGUGUGUGUGUGUGUUCUCUGCAAAGCCCGGGCCUGUUACUGCUGCAUUGUAAACUGCAUUGAGGAAGGAAGUGGUGUGUGUUAACAGAGCGAGCUAGACGAGGCUUUGAAGAGUCUUCUCUCCCGCUUUGGUCUGUAGCAUCGCUCAGCGGCUGUCUAGAGGGCCGGCCGCUCAAACGGGAGCCAGACCUGUGUUUUAGCAGUUCUGAUUUGCAAGACAAAAACAAACAACAGAAAAAAAACACCCCAGAAAAAGGGGCCGCAUGAUUCACUGUGAGCAAAGAAACGGCUCCCGUAAAAGAGGUCUCGUUAAAAGCGGGAAAGGGGGAAUGGAGACAUGUUUUCCACCAGGAGAUGUUGUCAGGGGAUGAAUACAGAGGAACAGGCAAGGGCUUCAUGCAGCUAUAUCUCUAUGACUGUCAUUUCAGAAACAACAAUAACAAGAACUACAACAAUAACACAAAUACCAGCAAUACCACACUGGAAUCUCAGCUAUCUCUUUAUCACCAUUUUCCAACACUUUGUAGAUGUUUUACAUCAUGACCUUGUGAUACAGGAGUACAGAUCACAUAAUGUAUAACCUAGACAUGUCUUAGAUUGUAAUGAUAAUAUUUGGAAAUGCUAUUUAAUUAUGGUGUUUGAUAUACAGUAAUCAUGACCAAAUGAACAGACUUGCCUCUCUACUUGCCUGAAAUUCAUUCUGUUGAACCUGGUGUACAGGCAGUGCAACUAGUUGAAUGAUCGACCAAGCUUGAGAUGGAAAGCACCUUCCACUUGUAUGACUUCUAUUCCGUGCUAGAUGAUGUUACAGUUAAGUGUCACCCAGAUGCUCCAUGCUUUACACAUUACACUGAACAUGUACUGUGAAGGUGGAUUUUACUUUUAUUUUAUUUUCAAUGAAUGCGUAACUUUGUAAUUUACCAAUAAAUUUGGGGUAAAUUGGAAUUGUAA